Messenger RNA from Macrobrachium nipponense, 2676 nucleotides. RefSeq lists its product as uncharacterized. The transcript is spliced from 4 exons. NCBI's taxonomy places the organism in Eukaryota, Metazoa, Arthropoda, Malacostraca, Decapoda, Palaemonidae. Bases 777 to 2252 code for a protein of 491 amino acids. The record is from RefSeq and is a predicted model, not a curated record.
GUUCAGAUAUUAGUCCCUUGACGGCUUGAAGAUCCUUGGCUUCAUGUAAACAAAAACAAAUGAGCUAUUCAGAGAACAUUCACCCAAACAGCAAAGUGAACCUCAUGUCAAGGGGCGAGGGGUUUUAAUGGUACACAUUUUGACAUCAUUUUGAAGCUUCAGGAUGGAUCCCAUGUUUUUAUGCGAGUCCUGUGGAGGCUACAUGGGCGAUGAGAACAGGCAACCAAGAGUUCUGUAUUGUGGCCAUUCCUUCUGUACAUACUGCGUCACAGACUUCUUCGAAGGCGACACACUGCAAUGCUUUAAAUGUGGUUUUAAACACCAUGAUAAAAGCCCUAGUAGAAUACCUGUGAAUCACAUCCUUCUGAAAAUGAUCAGAUCCAAAGAAAUGCCUAAUGAGAGAGGAGCUGUGGGUCGAGUGAAUAUGCCCCAGGGUAAUAUACAAGAGACAUAUCAAAGUCACCCUAAACCGUGGAGUUCAUACCCGGGACGGAAAAAUACUCGCACGCAGAGGAUCUUUGGAGAACCAGCGCGACAUGCUGGAAAAUGUGUCAAGCAUAACCUGUACUGCACACUUUGGUGUAGUCAAUGCAAGGAAUGGAUAUGCCAAGACUGCAGAUUAGUCACCCAUCAGCCAAUGUCAUGCAAGGUCCUUACCUUCACUGAGGCACUCAAGGAGAUUAAACUAGCAGAGAAUUACAGCAUCAAGAGGACGGUAGAGUUAUUUCAAAGGUCACGUUGUGAUUUAUCGUGAGAAGCUCGGCUAUCUAAGAGAUAUGAACGAAAAGCACAGGAGCUUGAUCAAGGAUCUGCAGACGCUCCUGGGAGAGCACAGAAAGUUAGAGAGGGUAGUUGAGAAACGUGAAUUAACCAUCCAGGAGAGUAUUGCCACUGGAUUUUCAAUGCUUUUGAUGUUGAUGGAUUCCCAAAGUCAUCUUCUGGAGGCAAAGGGUCUAGGAGAGGUUUUACUCUCGCGUCAGAGUGCUCAGGGGUGCCAGAGUGCAAUCUUGGGGUGGUACGAACCGAAGCUUUUGGAUGAUACGGAAGAGAUUACCAUUUCAGAAGGGUUUCAGAAGGGAACUAUGGCUGCAGUGACCGUCCUGAGACAUUCUAUGGGACUUUCAUUCAAUCAGAGAGUGUCAGACGAAGCCAGCGAUUUCACCUCUUUCACAGGAAAUGACCAAGAGGAGUUGGUGAUGUGUGUCAAGCACAUGAUGGAGAGCCCUUAUUGGAAGGCAAUUCUUGAGAAGACGGCAAGUGAUGACACAUCUGAUGGCAAUUCAGUGCACCGUUUGGCACAAGGAACUCGGAGGAUUGACACCAGGUUAUAUGAUUUUGACGGUAGGAUUUAUUAUAGCGCUCGGAGCAGGUUCAGCAGAAGCCGCAACGUGUACGUUGAAAAGUUAGUCGAUAUAUCCACAGGAAGUACAGAAAGCUCUGAUGUGUGGUAUCACAAGUAUAGGAAACCUGGAGUAUUAGCAGAGAGUGGAAGAGUGUCUGCAGAACCGUUUAGCUCAUCGCUAUUAGAUGAAAUUGUCGAUGAUUGUUAUUACCAGCUAAGAAGCGAGAUCUCCAAAUAUGCAUCAGGUGCUGGAGGGGAGUGUCUAGAAGGUCUGACUGGAAAAUUUAAAGACCCUAAGCAACAGGGGGCUUUUCCCAAACAUAUGAUACCCCUCACUCCAACAAAAGAAAGGAAUGAACUCCAAUUGGGCCUCACAAGAACUGAAACUGAAAGAGAUGCUAUUAGGAAUCCUAAAGAAUCUUCCAUAAAACCGUUAAAAGCAGAGGGAAGAGAUAUUUCCAAGAAAGAAACCGAGAGUAGGAGCAUGCCAGCAACAGUAGGUUGUGCGAUGGAGGGCAGAGACCUGUUUAGUUUGGCAACACAUUCAGAGGGUACUAAGACUGACAAUACAGCUUAUACAACGUAUCUGAGGCCCGUAACUGAAACCUUUAAUACAAGAACCCGAACCACCAAGGCUGUAACGCUUUACCCAGAAUGGGAAAGGGGUCCUGUUGCCAAUGCAAGUACCGAUGACCAUUUCAAACCCCUCUUAUAUUUAUACACAAAAGAUGGCCCCGUAAGCGGUAGUGUAGGAGCUGCAGUUUGGACAGAACAACAGGAUCAUUUCCGUGGGAAUGAAUCCUUUGGAAAGUCUGAUAAAGGAGCUUGUGGAGAGGAACAGGACACACAAAAUGACAAAGCAAGAAAGGAUGAGGCAAGUGAGGACACUGCUACGUUUCUAAAAAAAUGAAUUAUGGGAAGUUGUAACUGCAGCUGAAGAUGGACAAGACGGACAUGAAAAAUGAUCAGCUGGAUAUCAGAAAGAAGAAACUUGCAAAAAUGGUGGAAUGAAGGUUGCAAUGCAUCUGGUUAGAAAAACUGCAAAAAUAAUGAAAAAUGGCUAAUCAAACUUUUAACAGGUAGCAAAUUAAUACAGUAGCAAGUAUAAACUUUGUUAGACAAAAUUCAUGUGCUGUUAUUAUUAAUGUUCGCAAUAAGUCACGUUUUAUGUUGCAUACAGAUAGCCUUAGCUGUUAUCUGAGGAUAGACUAUGGACUAUACAAAACUUGUACCUACCAAUGGAAUAUUUUAGUAGCUUUAUUUUUACAUGCUGUGCUUUAACUGCAUGCACUUGGUUGUCAUUCACAUGUAUUUUAACAACAGUGCACUACCAA